AUGAGUCCAGUUUACGAAUUUGUGUUACUGCUUUUGUUUUCUAACCUUUUGCCACUUCUCUUGGCUGCUGGGUUCCCACGAGAGUGUCCCCCAUCAUUUCCUUGCGGAUAUCUUGGCGACGUCAGUUUCCCUUUUACUAAAGCAGAACGCCAGGACUGUGGCUUCUUGCCCAUACGAAAUUGUGAUGAUCCACUUAGCCACAAAAUGAUCCAACCACAGAAAAAUGGUACAUGGUUUCAGGUUAUACGUGUAACUCAGCUUCUGAGUAAUCCUACUACUCCUUUCACAACUUUUCAAUUUAGAGACGAAGAUCUCUAUGCCCUUCUGCAGAACCAAAGUUGUGAAGCUUUCAGAAGCAAUUAUACUCUUCCUCAUACCUCUCCCUUUGCUUCUUUUAGUUUCGCAUUCACCACAACUCUGGUCAGGUGCAACCGCAGCCUCCCAUUCAACCCUCCCACCAACAUGUGUAACUAUACAAAGUGCCAUGACUACAACCUCUACUUCGGCUACAAUCACUCGAGUUCUUUGACAGCAUGCACAGAGGUCGAGCUUCCAAAUAAGGACGUGCCUGACGGUAUCAACCCAUUUGCAUUCCUCACUGCCGAUGUACUGAUUAAAGUAGAAUUAACUAAUGAAUGUUUAGAUUGCAUCAAUCGCCAACGAGGGCUCUGUCAACUUGACAGCAGAGAGAGAUUUUAUUGUGCCAAAAGUUACGCUUCGACCUUGUUGGCUGCUGGACUUGUAGUGCUGCUGGUUUUGGUUUGCUGCUUCUGGAGAAAGAUCUUUUAUCCUGUGUUUUGGAGGGAAAAUCCAACUCAUCGCAUUAUUGAGAACUUUUUGAAGGAACAUGGACCUCUUCCUACAGCCAGGUACAGUUUUUUAGAGGUUCAGAAAAUGACCAACUCUUUUAGAAACAAAUUAGGCCAAGGGGGAUUCGGUAGCGUAUACAAAGGGAAAUUACCUGAUGGAAGUGUUGUUGCAGUGAAAAUUUUAAGUAUAUCUAAAGGCAAUGGAGAAGAAUUCAUCAAUGAAGUUUGGAGCAUUAGUAAAACUUCACAUGUUAAUGUUAUUAGACUUUUGGGAUUUUGUUUCGAAAAUUCACGCCGGGCUCUGAUAUAUGAGUUUAUGCCUAAUGGAUCUCUUGACAAGUUCAUCUAUGAAGAGAAAAAUGAAUUAAACGAUGUUCAUCAACUGGAUUGGAAAAUAUUGAAUGAUAUUGCUAUGGGCAUUGCUCAUGGAUUAGAGUACUUGUAUAGAGGUUGCAACACUAGAAUUAUACAUUUUGACAUAAAACCUCACAACAUAUUACUAGACGAAGAUUUCUGUCCAAAAAUAUCAGAUUUUGGACUUGCAAAGAUAUGUGCUAGAAAAGAAAGCCUGGUAUCCAUAUUUGGUGCCAGAGGAACUGCAGGGUACGUUGCCCCAGAAGUUUUUUCUAGAAACUUUGGUGUUGUGUCACACAAGUCAGAUGUUUAUAGUUAUGGAAUGAUGGUGUUAGAAAUGGUUGGAAGAAGAAAGAAUGUUAACACUGACGUAGACCGGUCGAGUGAAAUAUAUUUUCCUCAUUGGAUUUACAAUCGUCUUGAAGGAAAUACUGAGCUUGGUUUAGAAAAUAUAAGAAAUGAAAAUGAGGAGCAAAUGGUGAGAAAGAUGACAAUAGUGGGCUUGUGGUGCAUACAAACUCUUCCUUCAACUCGACCAACCAUAAGUAGAGUGUUUUUGAGAACGAAAAAACAGUUUUUCGAGGAAUUGGAUAUUAUCAAUGGUGGUCUUCAAAUCAAAUAA
Molecule: messenger RNA, 1785 nt
Organism: Sphenostylis stenocarpa
Lineage: Eukaryota; Viridiplantae; Streptophyta; Magnoliopsida; Fabales; Fabaceae
Source: the annotation of a GenBank genome assembly